This is a messenger RNA of Metopolophium dirhodum (rose-grain aphid), 3033 nucleotides long. RefSeq lists its product as uncharacterized. NCBI's taxonomy places the organism in Eukaryota, Metazoa, Arthropoda, Insecta, Hemiptera, Aphididae. The transcript is spliced from 2 exons. Bases 924 to 1904 code for a protein of 326 amino acids. The record is from RefSeq and is a predicted model, not a curated record. Gene Ontology annotation, biological process: intracellular signal transduction.
CACACACACAAACAUACACACAAACACGUACACACUUGGUGACGAGUUUUCGGAACGUUUCUGGUUCCUAGUCGCGAUGACCGGUCGGUUGAAACCGUACGCGGCGCGGAGCGACUCGAUGGCACCUAACCGUGGUCGACGGUCAAGGGUACGACGAUGCGUUACCAUAAUUUAAAUCGAACACCUGUAUAUAAUGGAUAUAAUAUUUUCAAAUGCUUAUAUUAUAAAACAUGUGCCUAUACGCCGUCGUAUCGAUCAAGUCCGACUUGUAUGAUGUAGUAUUAUUGUAUACAGGGCGAUUAUAAACACCAACCAUGCUAUCGCUAUUAUUAUAACACCUAUAAUUAUUGUAUUAACGUGGACAGAAUGAUUUUUAUUUUUAAAACUUAAAUGUGAAUGAAAUUCGAACGAGUAGUUUCUGAGUUUUCAAACUAUAGUCCCGAUAUCGUUUUGCUCAUAGUUUAGUUCACAUGUCAAUCAGGUUAGAUGAUUUAUCGACAUUUUAAAAAUGCAAUUUACAGUAAAAAAAAGGGUGAUUAUCGUUUGAAAAACAUAAGUUUGUACCGCUACAGCCCACAGGAUGCCCAUAAAAUGCCAUAUGAAAAUAUAACGAUUCUAAAAAAUUCCGAAAGUCAGAAUUUUGACGAACGCACGUGGACUAAAAUAGGGGUGAGCGAUGAGCAUCAUAUACUCUAUGAGUCACCCUGUGUAUAAUAAUAAUAUGUAACUACGAUAUUAUGGCUUCCGAGGGCGGCGGCAAAUCAUAAGUCGUCGUCGUCGUCGUCCUAUGUCGUUGUUCAGUCGGUCGAUCGAUGGGUAAGUCGGUCGGUUGGUCGGUCGGACGGUCGGUCGGUCGGUCGGUCGGUCUGUUUGUCUGUCUGUCUGUCUGACGUACACGUAACGACCGCGUUUCAGGAGUGACCAUGGAGGCAGUGUUGGACGAGUUUUACGCGCAGAUCGUGGCCAAACUGGAACGCGAUGAGCUGAUACCGGCCUACAAGCGGUCGAUGCACCGCGAGUACCUGGCCACCGUGGUGGACGGGCUGUGCGGACCGUGGUGCGGCCGGGACAGGCGCCGAGCUUGCGAGGCAGCGGUGGCCGGGGCUGUGGCCUACCACGGCCGCGCGGUCCGCGACAACGGGUCAGUGUGCCCGCUUGGCAAACACCACGACAUGCUGUACGUGAUGGCCCGCUUGGCCAUGGACGCGGACGCCAGUCCCGAACCCGUGGCCGCGCUGUUGACCGCCAUUUACACGUGCGAGAAAACGUUGGAAAAGCUUUUCGAGGGCGCCGUGGUGGGCAGCAAAGUGGCGCGCAUGAUCAGCGGCCGGUGGACUGACUUCGGGGCGACCGUCGCAGACAACCGGACGGCGCUGGGAUUCUAUAUGGACCGGGCGACGCGCGCGCGACUCCGGCUUGACGGCCGUCGAAUGCAGGACGUCUGGAUGCGGUCGUAUCGGGCGGCGCCCAUCAUGGUGGCCGCGGCCACGGGAGACGUGGCCGCCGUGGCCAUGCUGUUGCGGUACGGCCCGGACGAGCGGUCGGUGCGCGCGGCCAUCGCGUACCUGCGCCGCCGUUCCGCCGACCGGGACCGCGGUCCGCCGUUCCCCGAUCGCGUCCAGUCGUGUCUGGAACUGCUUCUCAGGGCCGUCGCCUGUGAUGGCGGCGGGCGCGGCAGUGUCAGUGGCGACGAGGACCGCUGCGGCGGCGGGUACGGCAGUGGCGACGAUUAUGGCGGAUGCGGCAGCAGCGGCGUCAAAGUCGUUCUGGUGCCGCCGACACUGCUGCACCUGGCCAGGUGCGCCGUGCGCAACGCGUUGCACCAAAACUUCAAUCUACCGCACGGCAUACCGCAGUUACCCGUGCCCAGGUCAUUGGUAUCUUAUUUAGACCUCGAGUGUUGAUCCACAGCGUUCUACUCUCCCCCACAUCCGUCAAGAAGCCGUUCGUUCCACCAACCAUCAAAUAUCCGUUACACACUCUUAGUUGUACCGUAUACGAUCGCAGGUCGUUCAAAUAAAAAUAACGUAAUAAUACACACUAAGUUCGUUUCCUAAUUUUUUUUUUCGUCAUCUUCUCAUCUGUUUCCAAUAGUUUCGUUAGAUAUGGUCUCAGAAAUAAUCGGAAUAUCACGUCGUCCGUUAAUUAGGUUAGGUAGUGUUAACACCGCGUAAGUAACCAUAAUCGUAACACCGCAGCCGUGGUCGGAGGCGCUCUACUCGCACGAGGACUUUCCACGCGUAGAAUAAAUGAGUUAACGACGUACAUUAAGUCUCGUUGUUUUCAUUAAUUAAAACGUCUAUUUAUUUUGCUAAGUGUACGGCGGCUCUUAGGUAUUGCAUUCGAUGAAUUUAUACAGCGCAGUAAUAAAUUACCCACCCAAUGAGUGAAGUAAUAAACUACGGUGACUAUAGAGUAGGUACAAAAUAAAUAAAUAAUUGUGGUACCUGCAGUCAAUAUUGAUACAAUUAAUAAUUGUACUGCUCGUCGCUGUGUAAUACUUUCUAUUAUUAUUAUUUAAUAUAAACAACGGAGAUGAAUAAUGUAAACGGAUAGAGGUGCCCUGUGUACUGCUCUGUGCGAUGCAUAUAAUGUGCAUAAUUGUAUGUAUUAUAAUCGUUCGUAUUGUAGCUUUGGUUUCACGAUCGAAUAAAUUCUUCACUGUGAACUUUCGAACCAUCGCGUUGUCGACGGGUUAAUAAUUUUUUUAUUGAUAUCACUGGCGAGAACCGUUUUAUUAUUUCGACAUAUUUUAUACCUAAUAUAAAAUAUUAUGAUACCUUUUGAAAAGUUUUAUUUUAUUAUGUGUGAUAUUCAGGGUAACGUUAGUCAGUAGAUAGGUAUACUCAUUAGCAUAGAAAUUGAUUUUGAUAUAUUUUAUUAUAAUAUAUUAUAUAUUAUCAUAAUAUUAUUAUUUACCUAUGUAUGUACAUACAUUUAACGAUGGACAAUAUAAACAUUAUUAUUAUGUCAUGUAUAUAAAUAUGUAUGUAAACUGAAAAAGAUUUUAUUUGUUUAAAUAAACGAUUUGCA